Molecule: messenger RNA, 1284 nt
Organism: Erythranthe guttata (spotted monkey flower)
Lineage: Eukaryota; Viridiplantae; Streptophyta; Magnoliopsida; Lamiales; Phrymaceae
Product: 2-hydroxy-palmitic acid dioxygenase MPO1
Biological process (GO): sphingoid catabolic process
Cellular component (GO): endoplasmic reticulum
Source: RefSeq, a predicted model, not a curated record
UACAAAAACAAGCUAAAAUCAGUCAACUACUAAAAUAACUAGACUUUGCCAAAGUCUUCAAACUAAAUCUUAAAUUUAAGGAAAAAAUAAAAUAAAAAUAGACUCUGCUAAAACACAAAUCCCUCGUCAAAUCCUGUAACCAUUUCUUGAAAAUCCCAAUUCGAGAAAUGGGGUUGUUUGAUUUGGAAGAACAAUUUGCAUUCUAUGGAGCAUAUCACAGUAACCCAGUAAACAUAGUAUUACACAUGAUCUUUGUCUGGCCGAUUGCGUUCACACUUAUGGUUCUUUUGUAUUUUACGCCGCCUCUGUUCAUCCACCCCCAAAUUGAUUUUGGGGGUCUUAAUUUCUUGGUAUUGAAUUAUGGGUUCUUGUUUGCUGUAAUUUACGGCGCGUACUAUGUGAUUUUGGACAGAAAAGCUGGCUCCUUUGCUGCUUUCCUGUGUUUUUCUUGUUGGCUUGGCAGCAGCGCUCUUGCUCAUCGGCUCGGCUUCUCUUCGGCUUGGAAGGUUGUUCUGGCGUCUCAGAUACUGUGCUGGACUGGUCAGUUCAUCGGCCACGGUGUAUUUGAGAAACGAGCGCCUGCUCUGUUUGACAACCUUGCUCAAGCAUUCCUCAUGGCACCAUUCUUUGUGCUGCUCGAGGGACUGCAAUCUGCAUUUGGAUACGAGCCGAAUCCUGGAUUCCAUGCUAGAGUACAAGCCAAAGUAGAUGCUGAAAUCAAAGCUUGGAAGGACAGCAAACUCAAGAAAACUUCUUAACAAAAUUGUUUACUGCGAUUUCUUUCCCACACACAUUGCAUAGGCCCGAUGCCUAUUUCUACAUAAUAAAGGCGGUGGUUUGGAGCAGCGAAUCGAUCCGCCGAACGUAAUUAAUAGUACGAUUAAGAUUAGUGCCUAAUGAAGUUUCUAGUACAAUUAUGAAUAUAAAAGACUAGUCGAGAAUUCUCUAGAAUAGAGAAGUUCUUGCUACUCUUAAUUCAUUUAAUUUGGAUCUUCUGCUUGUUCCUAGCCUUUUCCAAGUGAGGUUUUCUCGGAGUUUGCAUAAAUCGACUCACCACUCCGACGGCAAAUUAUUUGUAUGUACAUUUCCUUCGGCAUAACUCAAUCGUGCAUUUACGUCAAUGGGGAGUAGAGAUAGGUUUGCGUUCCGUCAUCCAUACUUUUCAAGAAACUCUUUAGCAUACUUAUUUUGGCAUAAAAAUAUCCCUUUGCUGAUUUUUUCUAUUUCGAGACCGAGAACGUUCUUUAAUUCUCCAAGUGCUUUCGUGUGAGAACGUACUGAUAA